Spodoptera exigua (beet armyworm) is the source of this 1545-nucleotide messenger RNA. Lineage: Eukaryota; Metazoa; Arthropoda; Insecta; Lepidoptera; Noctuidae. The record is from the annotation of a GenBank genome assembly.
AUGCCGGACAGGGGUUUCAUGCAACCCGGUGAUGAGAUUAUAAGCAUACGUGAAGUGUGUUUGAGUGACAAGUUCGACUUCAAGGUGGACAAAAAGGAUUUAGGAUUCAGUGGAGAGCCAUUACUUUCUACGUCCAGCAGGAAUGACCUCGAUGUGCCCCGCUCUCUGUUUCGUGACGGCUUCUUCUCUGAUGGCUUGGAGCAGCAGCAAGCUAGAUUUGCAUGGACGGAGGAAGAUGGCAACAUUGCGUCCCUGGUCUCCGAGCCAGGGUUUGGUACCACCGGACAAACGACUUUUGGCAAAGAUUUGGACGCUGCGCUUAAGAGUGAGAUGAAGGAAGCCGAUACUUCGAGCGCUGUGCUACAGUCUACCAAUCGCAACGGCAUCACGUUUAGUAAAAAGAUAUUUGGAGAACCUCAUCUCGUGUCUUCCACAUCUGCGGGUACAUCGGGUACAGGUACAGACCGAGGUAAGGGUCCCGGUACUUGUAAGGUGGACAAGGCUGAUCCUCGCUCUAGAUUCCACUUCGUCAAAUAUGUGAAGAGACAUGGACGAACUGUCAAGCUAUGGGAGUGUGGCAUUUCCAGUUCAGCCGGCAUUAUCAUCGUCAUCAUCAUCAACAUCAUCAUCAUCAUCAUCAUCAUCAUCAUCAUCAUCAUCAUCAUCAUCAUCAUCAUCAUCAUCAUCAUCAUCAUCAUCAUCAUCCUACUACUACUUACUGCUGAGCAAACACGGAGAAGAUCUCAAGUAGAACAUUGCGAGGUAUCGUCUUCAGUGGGACCUUACCUACCCUCUAUGUCCUCUUCUGUAGAAGGCCCAUCUUCUUCAACUUGGACUACAAAGGACCCAUGGGAACUUCCUAAGCCUUACUUUGAACCUGGGGACAUUUGGAACGAAGGGCCUUGGGCUUCUAUGAGCAGUGGAGUGAUUGUAGACCCCAUAAAGACUUACCAUAUGGGAGUAGCUUUGGCUACUAGGCAGACGCCAUUUGCUUUGUUGAAGCCUGACAAUGGUACUCCUGUAUUGGUGAAGGUUGUUGACACGAAGCUCCCUGGUGGAAAGCAGAUGUUAGUGCCAGCCACUGCUGAAGAUUUAAGAGUUGGUGGCAAAAUUGUUCUGAACAAUGAUACAGAAGAUGGCGUAGCUCCACACGGUGAUAUAGAACCAAAAACAGAAGCUAAUGGUGCAGUCCAGAUCAGAGUGCCAGUAGUAGCGACUGUUGUGCCGAGAAUCAAACCUGGGGGAAGACUGCAGCUUACUGUUGAAGAACCUCACCAUGCUUAUCAUACUGCUUUAUCUGCUGAUGUUGGGGAAGUCAACGUGGAACCAUGCACCUCGAGAAACGACCUUCGCAUUGGUGCUCCCAGCGCUCUAACUCAUCCAGAGCCAAGACGUUUGGAUAGUUGCAGUGGCUUCGAUGAUGGAUUGCGGACUGGUCCUCAAAUUACAGCUGUGGAUAACAUCGACCAGGGUCCACCAUCUGACGAUUCGGAUAUUUUUAUUGGAGAAUUUGAGAAUUGCAUCAUGCUGUCUGACACGGACUGA